This is a messenger RNA of Odontomachus brunneus, 11710 nucleotides long. RefSeq names its product RB1-inducible coiled-coil protein 1 (gene Atg17). The transcript has 10 exons. Gene Ontology annotation, biological process: reticulophagy; autophagy of peroxisome; positive regulation of protein phosphorylation. Bases 1999 to 6342 code for a protein of 1447 amino acids. The record is from RefSeq and is a predicted model, not a curated record. Lineage: Eukaryota; Metazoa; Arthropoda; Insecta; Hymenoptera; Formicidae. Gene Ontology annotation, molecular function: protein kinase binding; molecular adaptor activity. Gene Ontology annotation, cellular component: Atg1/ULK1 kinase complex; extrinsic component of membrane; phagophore assembly site membrane.
UCGGCAGUAAACAGCUGGCGGCGCUCUGCGUCGGAGGCAAACGUCGAACGGGACUGUGCGAAACCGCUCGCCCAUCCCCCUCCCUUCCCCUCGCUCGUCCGGCUGUCCUCUCGACGAGACGCAACUUGGACGCGACGCGACACUCGGCUGCUGCUCGCUCGGCUGCCCUACGGUGCGUCAUUGUCGUGUAUUCGGGCGUGAACGGAACCGAGCGUCCGCGACACUCGGCCGUAGUCGUCAACGGAGAGCGGCGGAGUACGCCACAACGUCGUGGAAAAGCCGCGGGGAAAGCGGAGUCUCUUUGUUCCGCGCGACGACGGUUCUGCGCAUAGCUGCUGGCGCGCGCGGCGCAGCAUUGUUUGUGUUGCAUCGCGCUUCGCUACUCGGUCGGUUUCGGUGCUUCUCGCUGUCCGGGUAUUCGAGAGCACUGGCCGUGGUGCAUUGUCCGACGGUGCGUGCGGAAGUUCCCCGAGGAAGUCGCGCACGACAAAUCCCGCCCGCGACAUCGCACGACGUCGUGACGAGCGUCCUCACGAGCACUGUAUUCUGUGUCGUUCUUCUCGAGACAAGAAGCGAGCAAGAAAGAAACGGAUAAGAGAGGAGAGAGAGAGAGAGAGACAGCAAGUGAGUGGUGGAGCGAAAGAGAGAGAGAGAGCGCGCGUGACGAACGUGGCGGUGGCGUAACGCGGCGCGCGAGUGCUUUGUUUUGCCGAGCAGCUGAUCCGAGCAGCUACGCGACGGUAGACGACGCGUCGGCGUUAUCUUCACGGCGUCAAACGUAACACAAUCAUUCUCGUGCGAGGUCGCGCGUGUACGCGGCGCGUUUUCACAACCGCGAUUGCCGAAAGACCCCGUUACGCGCGGGGAGGGGGUGGCCACACAGUCCAACCCCACAGUCGACGCCUGCACGAGGCGCUCCGAAACGUCAUCGUAUCGCCAGGGCCCCGUCGACCGAUUGGUUCGUGACGUGAAAACACACAGCAGGCGAGCAGCUGGCCGCACCGUUCCUCGAAUCGAUCGAUGACUCUCCCCGCUGUCAGGGGUAUUUCCGUGAGGUUGAACGCGAGAACCUCGAGCGCGAUCGAUCGCAGUGAUCGCGAAUAACUCGCGCGGGGAUCGCCGCACUUCGUGCUCAAGAAGGACCUACCAGAGGAGGGCGAACGAGUUUCGUCAACACACACAAGGUUGAAACUUCCCGUGCUAUAUUCGGCCGAACUUCCACCGCACGUUCCGCAGCGGAGUGAGCUCGGUGACGUAAACUUGGUGCGUGUGCGCGAAUGUGUGUGCGUACGAUAGUGUGCACCGGGACUCGCGUUGCGUGGAGAGCCGCGUUAUGACAUAAGGCAACACGAUCGACCGUCGUCGUCCACUGCGAGUGCAAGCACAAGAGAGAGACAGAGAUAGAACGAGUGGCCGUGAACGCGCUCGAUCGCGCGAACGAGCCAGUAAUCCGACGACGUCUCGUUAUUCGUCCCCGCUGGAUCGCGGAUCGAUCCUUCGCGUGGGCUCGCGUGGAACAAAGAAAACGAGCUCGCGGCAACGCGGGGGAAGACAGUGGACGUUCCAGUUUUCCUCUCGACGAUCCGAGCGGCCGACAGUCGUCCCGACGACGCUGAGGACCCCUCCGUGCCGUCGUCGGCAUACUCGACAAAGAAGAGGAAGAAGAAGAGAUACCUGGAUGAGACCCCGUGACUACGCGUCUCUCACGUAGCAGAGCGCCGUUCCCGUCGCGGCCACCGACGUCGGGGAUCGCGUUGAUCGAUGCGGCAUAGACCCGAGGGGGCCGUACUCGCGAGCGACCGGGAACGUGGGGUACGGCCCCGGUCGAGCUGACUGCUAGGGGAAGCGUCGAGGCGAGGGCCCGUUAUCGCUGCUGUCGUCGGGGCCCUCGGCGAAGGGAGGGACCCGUGACGGCGGAUGCCGGGGCUGUCGUAGCAGUUUUACCCUCCCCCUCGUCGUCGUCGUCGUCGGCGCCUUGGGCGCUCCACCGGCUAUAAGAUGCUGUAUAUAUUCCAUGUUGAUACCGGCACGACCAUCACCUUCGACAUCAAGCUGGCCCUGCAGAGUGUCGCCCAUCUAAAGGAGGCGAUCGAGAGGGAAUGCGGGGUGGUGGCGGCGCAUCAGGUGCUGCUGAUGAGCGGAGGCGAAAGCCUGGAACCAAACGCGCGUGUGUGCUCCUACUCGGCUGGGACCGACACGAAUCCGAUUUAUCUGUUCAGCAAGAGCGCCAUUGAGAGCCCCCUGCCGCCCACUCCGAGUAUAGAUUACGGUUCUGAUGUCGACCUCCAGAGCCAGAUCGAAAGUUCGUUGUCGAUGCCGGCUACUUAUCAGACUCUUGUCUCUCGCGCCUGCCUAGCUCAGCAAUGCUGCAGUUUAGCUCGAGAGCAGACGAGGAUCUGCGAAAGGCUAGUCCACGAUCAACACCUUCAGCAGCAGGGAUGGGCUGCGGUGGUUGCAAACCUCGAAGACAUCACGCAAAUGUUCCAAUCGCGAGCUGAUCAAUUUCAGCAUAGCUUCGCCCUCUAUCUCGCCGAGAGGCAGCAACACAUGGAGCUGCUCGACAACUUCAGCACCGAUCUUGGUACGCUGGCGAAAAUCCCGAUUUUGCCGGCAUUGAGGGCCCAUGCCGAAGGCUUUUUGAAUCCGGACGACCAGCCCAGUGAAUCCUCUGAGCCCACGUUAUCUGAAGGCACGGAAGAGGUACUGAGCCUGCUCCGUUGGAUCUCGGCAAAGGACAAUCAGAGCAGUCUGGAACAAGUGGCAGAUCAAUGCUCGCGUGGCUUGGAGCAGUUUGACGAGCGGGUGAUGCAGAGCCUCAAGACGGAGGUGAACGCGGCCAUUGACAACGCUAAUAAGCAGGAUAUGAAGGAAAUCAAGGGCCUCGGCGAGAGGCUGUUCGCGCUGGAACAAUUGAUGGUGCAGACUAAGAGGCUCGUCCUCGAACAAGGCGAACUGGCACAGGGUUUCGUGCAGAAUCAGAAUCGCGCAAGUAAUCUUGGCGAUGCCAGUGUCUUGCCCGAUCUCUGUCAUUCUCAUAGACGACAGUUGCUUGUCAUGCUGCAGAAUCAUAACCAGGUACGCGACAUCCGCCGCAGAUGCACCAAAGCGAAGGAGGAGCUUUCGGUGAACAUUUAUCAUCGGCUCAAAUGGAUCAUGUACGUCGAAAACAAGAUGAUGGAAGUGGACAGCAAGCUGGUGAUGUAUAACGAGAGCCUGAAGCGUCUCAGAAGACACCUGGAAGUGCUCCAACAGAUUCACCUGGCCCCGCAGAUGUACAUGAGCGCGGUGGCUGAGGUGGUUCGACGGCGCACUUUCUCGCAGGCUUUCCUCGUUUGGGCCAGCAAUCUGGCGUGCCAACUGUUGACGGUUCACAGCGAGGAACUGUCGCGUAGACGUGAGUUCCAGAACAAAUUUGAUGGACACUUCCUGAAUACGCUUUUCCCGGGUCUGGAGGACACGCCGCCGCCCUUUGCAACGCAAGCACCUUCUGUUUUCGACAACGGAUUACCGAAGCUGACUGCGGACGACAUGGAAUCGUUGAGGUCGCAGCUGCCAGACUUGGCGCAUUCGAUCUCUACGCCGGACCUGAACAGCAUCACGCAGUUUUUCCUGUCAAAGAGUCUCAUCGAAGGCAGCACAGACGGUAACAAAGACAAAGACGCUACGUCCGUUAGCACUGAUAUCCCCGCGAAGGAACAGGAGCGAACUAGAGCACCGUUGCUAUCAGACAGGGGCGGCUUCGAAUCCGAAACGGACACGGAGGAGUUCGAGAAAAUUGGUCAGGCUGGUAUGGCGGACGCGACGAAACCCGGUGUGUUCGAUGGGACGAAGCAGAAGCGUCAGAAGCAAUUGGAGGUUGGUGCCUCUCGAAGCGUGUCCCCCGCUUCCUCGACCUCGACUAACGUCUCCCCGCUAAACUCGAAAGUCGCGGACUUAACGACACGUUCGUCCACGUCGAGCGAACCCGGCUCCUUCCAAUUCCCCAGCCUGUCCGUCGCGAGCGAGCGUCCGGCGCAGCUGAGCCCGCUGACCGAGUGCGUGGAGAACGGCGUCGCCGACACUGCCGGUUGCUUGCUUCACCAUGAUGCGAGCAGUGGCCUCUUGAAAUAUCGCGACGGCCUGCCGCUCGAGGAGACGAAUUCCCUCAGCCCGAAUCCUCCCUCCCUGCCACGGUCCUCUGUGAUGUGCGACGGCCAGCAGCUGCAGCAUCAGCAUCCGCUGUCCGGCAGCGGCGGUAGCAGUCCCUCGGUCGGCGUGGGCGCUACCGACUUCAUGGGUACCGAGUUUUACAUGGACGAAUCCCUGCCGAGCAGCCUCAGCGAGCAUCCCGCCGACGGCCAGCAUCAGGCUAUCGUGUCCCUCCUUCAGGAGAACCUUGGUAACACGCGCGAGGAAGUGGAAAGAUUGCGAUCCAUUUUGAAGACCAUGAAAGCGGUUAUGUCUGAGGCGUUGAGUUCUGUUCGGCACGAACUCGCGAUUCUGCGCGAACAGUCCGACGAAGACAAGAGCAAUCUCGCCGAAAUGACGGAGCGAGUUCGAGUGGCGCUGUCCUUGUACUCGCAGGAAUGCAACCGGCGUCUGCAGGAACGCGAGCAAGAACUGAUGGUCGAUCACGAGCUCGAGCUGGCCGAGAUCAAGAAAGUAAUGCAGAGCCGCGAGGAGGAAAUCGACACGAUCAAGCGUAAUCUUAUGGAGAAGGAAACUGAAUUGGCGGAACACGAGCGACUGGCCGCCACGAUGCGUCAGAAGCUGGAGGACGAACAGAUCGAGUUGGGCAACUUGCAGACCCGUCUGCACCAGCAGCUCGAGAGUGAGCUGGAGCAGGCGCGCAUAGACAAGGAGGAGGCUGUGAAAAAGGCGAACGAUGAAAGAUUUCUCGAGAUCGCGUCUUUGACAAAUUCCUUGACGCAGUGUCAAAAGCGUAUCGAGGAACUCGAGAAAGAUCUGGCCACUGCUCGCAGCGAUCAGGAGAGAAUGGUGCAGGAGGCGACCGACAAGUUCCAGCUAGAAUACAAAACUGAGCUAGAGACGCUCCGGAGUCGCUUCAAACUCAUGGCCGCUUCUACCAUGGAAAGGAGUCCCAGUGAUUGUAGUCUGGAGAAGAUCGAGCGGGCGGAUGUUAUCGAGCUUGCGAAUCAUGAGGCGAUCUUGGCACAAACGAAGGAAGAUAUGAAAUUGGAGAAUGCCGCGGCGCUUCGCACUGCCAUCGAAAAAGAGAGAGCCGAUUGCAUGACAAAAUUGGAUAACGAAUUGAGAGUGGCGACCCAAAUGGUGGAGGAGAAGGACAGAGAGCUGAAGAUGUGCAGGAUGAGAGAAGUCGCACUGAUUGAACGGUAUAAGAACACGAUACGACUACUGACCAAGUCGGAGAACGUGCAUCGGCAAACGUUGAAAGACAAGGUAGAGAUACUCGAGACGGAUAAAACUUGGCGGGAGAACAAACUGGAGAAAAAGCUGCGAGCGAUCCUUGAGAGCGACACCGUUGCCUACGCAGAGUCUGCGGUACACGAAGAUUUUACCUAUGAACGAUUGGACAGCAAUCAAGGCGAUCUGGAGGAAGUACUCAAGGGUGCGGAGAGUGAGAAGUAUGAAGUAGAGGUCUCUGAGUCAAAGAAAGUGCGAUUGGAGGCUGAUGAUGACGAGCUGGCCCGGCUUUCUCGGCGACUCGAGAUCCUCGAGAACGAUAACAAGAGAUUGUCUGCGGAAUUGGUGACGAUUCAUCAGAGUAAAAUUGCGGCCGAAGCGAAAAUGGAGUCUCUGAUGACUGACAAGGUUCGUCUGGAGAUCGAGUUGGUGAAAGAAAGAACCAAGAGGAUCUUUGGCGUCGAUGCAUUGUCAUCAGAGAGUCGCGAUAAGGAGAUGAACGCGUCGGUCGCGGUGGUCUCGGAAUCAAGCUCGGGCUCGAGCCGAGAUGCGGCUACCAGUCCGGAACCGAGCAGACGAUCAUCUUCCAAAUCAUGCUUCCACUCGUCGCAGAUGCGUAAGAAGAUCGAGGAGGGCAUGGCGAAGAUCGCGCAGCUGGGUGUCGUUACUGUCACCAGUUGCAACCCUGGCGAUGUGGUGGUUGUAUUCUGGGAUCCAGCGCACGGUAAUUACGCGGUGUACCAGGAAUCGCCGACGCUGUAUUUCCUCCAUUCGGACUAUGUGGACACGUUGGACGUGAGGAUGAACUCAAAUGGGUCUCGAAAGUGUGUUCUCGCCGAGGUGAUCGAUAAGGAGUAUUGUCACGCGAGAAAGAGGGAGAAUCGGUAUCAUGUUCCGCUCGGCACGAAGUUCUACCGGGUGCGCGUGAAGCCAGUAGCCGACGACACGGGCUCGUUGGCGAAGAGUCAGCUACCGUAAUUUUACGUUCCGACUAAGCGUCGAGAAUCCCUUGAUUCUUGCCUAGUACAAGCGCUGUGAUCGAGGGUUUGCGUCGGAAGGCCGCGCUCGUUAAGGGGACCAGCGACCUGGAAUGCAAAUCCCGAACUUACGUCUCCGCGAACAUCCGGAAACCUCGGAUCUAGGCCAAAACCUGCCAGAGCCUCUAGACGCAUCCUUGAUGUCGAUGAUUUUCAGGAUGAUGGUCCACGGCAAGAGGUAUGCGCAAGUUGGGUAAUAUGGAAAUGAGACGGAAGGAUGCGCCGGCGUUUUAUUGUGAUAUAAGUAAUUUUUAAACGAGUGUGAAACAUAUUUGCCGAAUGCUGUGGUUAGCUGUGAAGCGCGCGCGUAAACGACAUUUGUAUUCAAUUUUCCUUUUUUUUUUUCAUAAACGAGGAGAACAAAAGAGACGUGAAGCGUCGCUGACGAUUCUCUCCUUCGAUGAUUCGAUAAGUUGAUUAUUGUAUGUGUGCUGCAUUGUGUGAGAGAAAAAGAGGAGAUAGGAAGAGAGAGAAUAUGUGUGUAUGUAUAAAUUUAAUUUCUAGACUAUAUAGACACGCGCGAUGCGGAAAGACGAAGACGUGUCCGUUGAAGUAAAAUACAUUUUCUUCUCUCCGCAUUCCGACGAUUAUCUUUGCACUGUAUGAGACAAAACAACGUAGUUGUAAGUUUUACAAAAACCUAUAUAUUGCGGAGAGCACCAGGCUUCACGGUGAAAUCGUAACGUUGAUUAGGAUAAAACUGACCUUUAACCUAGUUAAAUGUUUACGUUUUACUGAAGUCUGGUGCGCGCGCGCGCGAUUUGUAUGUGUGAUAUACAUGCAUAUAUAAUCGCAUUAAAUUAAUUAAUUAAUCAAUUAAUUAUUAUUAGUUAAUAAACACACGCAUCUCUCUAUAUAUGAAUGUAUAUACAUAUACCGUUGCAAUACCUGCGUACGAAAAUCUCAUAGGUCCUAAGGCGGGGCUAAGAUUUUGUAAAGUGAAACGGAAAAAAAGCAGAGUCUCGUAAUCGUGUUGUGCAAUUUUGCAGCAAGGCAUACCUAGCACCGUUAGAUCCUCUAUUUAUACGAAGAGAUUGUGUCGCGCGAUUACUUCCGACGAUUCUCUCGACGAUGCCUCGCGAGUCUUAACAGUCUUCGUCGCGAGUCGCCCUCUCGUUCCUUUUCACAGCGGACGAACGCGCUUUCGUUUCUCUCUUCUUUCGUAUCCACCGCUGUCUCCUCGUAGUGACGAGUUUGGGAGGUAGGUGCAUAUAUGUAAGUUUCGAUGUGUUUCAUUUCGGUGUGAAAGGAACUUUAAGCUACGCAGUGAGGGGGAAUGUAUGUACUUCUUCAAUCUCUCCUUCGUAUGCAGUUCUCGAGCGUUAGUUGAAGCAGUCGGAGAAUCGACGUGAGACGUACCUCCGCGUAGAACGAAUUUUAUAAAUAUACGUGUACACACACACACACACACACCCACACACAUAUAUUCUAUAUAUAUAUAUAUAUAUAUAUAUAUAUAUAUAUAUAUAUAUAUAUAUAUGUGUGUAUAUAUAUAUAUAUAUAUAUUAUACCCUUUUCUAUCGUUUGAUUGGUAUGUCCAUGCCGCCACCACCGUCAGUAUGCUCGACGGCACACGCGAUGGGUGGCUUGCGGAGCGUCGCUCUGUGGUAAGCUCCUUCAGUUUGCAGCAUUAACUUGUAAACCACUAAGCAUCGCUACUACCUAUCGUUUUCCGCGACACGUAAGACACUCAUAGUACAGUACAAUAGCUGUGAUCGUUAGCUUGACGUUUUCACUUCUACUUAGUCGUUAAUUAAACUUAAUUCCUUCUUGCGAUGUCGCGCGACGAGACUCGCGCCCUUCUGCCGUUCUGCCGACGGGGGUGUUAUCUCCUUUCCUGUACCCUGAGGAAGAACGGAGACAGCGAAGAGCGCGAGACCGAAUCUUCCCGAGGCACCAGAGGCGACGAUUUCCAAAUGGUGCAGAAACUUGGAACGUCGCUGACAGACGGUUCACAAAAUAUGCUGAUACGUAAGAUAAACUGUUCGGUAGGCUUCUCUCAAGGGGAGGACGCGCCUGCUUUUGGCGUGUCGCGGAGUAGAUAACCGCGUAAUAAUCACCCCUUCGUCUCUUCGACUUGAACGCAUACAUGCACGCAAGACAAUGGACCUUCGAUACUCAUCCCCGAAGACCAGCCGACCAAUUAACCAAUCAACCAACAGACAGACAGACAGACAGACGGAUCGACAGAUGAGCAUCUGCUUUCACCCUCGGAAGCACCGUUUCUCCUCUCACCGUCGCCGGCGAAUUCAUCGUUCGGCUGUGCGAAGUCGCGCACGGAGGCGACGAGCUCCUCUCUACGUCGAGGUGACGCGAUCGGCUGCGUCACAGAAGAAACGAUGACAAUACGAGCAACGCGUUUUACUGCCACCACGACGACGAGAGAUCGCAACUCGAUCUCAGUUCGAAUCGUCGUCGUAGAAUCGAUCUCCGUAUGACUUCUGUGCUUGGUUCACACGCGCACACCCGCGGUUCCUACUAGACCAGACUCUCAAUAGCUUCAAUAGUUGAUCGCCCGGAAGAGGACACCUUCCGGGCGCGUGUGGCGGCCCAGAUAUCACUUCGAAAGCAAAGUAUCUCCUUUUUUCCUCUAUUUUCCUGAUAAACUUCGCUCGCUGUCGCGUGCCCCCACCCAUCGCUCUCUUCUUUAGACACGUUUGCAAGUUGGUGAGCCAAUGAUCCUCUUUAUCGCGCACGUCUGGACGCAAACAGUAAAUCUGAUCGAUUCCCGUACGAAACAGAGCGGAAUUUGUUUGCGACAUACAUACCAUCCGCACUUCCAUUGCACUCGCGGAAGUUGAGUCGUUAUUGUCGGCUGAAGUCAAACUUCAGGCUACAUUCGAGCUAUGUAACUAAGCCUAAUCUACAAUGUGUUCUUUGCUUCCUGCUUCUUGUUUUUUGUCUUUUUCUGUCUUAAGCCUGAUUUACAAUGUGCUCUUUGCUUCCUGUUUCUUAUUCUCUGUCUUUUCUUUAGUUUAAGGUUUGAGUCAGAAAAAGACAGAAGAAAAAACAGAACGCAAACUGCAUAUUGUAGAUCAGGCUUUAGGAUUUGGGUCAGAAAGAGAUAAAGAGAAAGAAACAGGAAGCAAAGGACAUAUCGUAGAUUAAGCUUUAUAUCUGGAGAAAAGAGAAAGAAAGAAAGAUAGUCGAGGAGUUUGUCACUACCAACACGUGUGUAUGUAUAUAGGUGUGUCUCCACGCGAUAACGUGAUAUUAAUUAAUUCGCACCUUAGAAGAAUCGGCGAGGAGGAGGCUUUCACUGCAACAUCGACGGCGGUUAGUCGAUGUUGCAAGCCGCACCUUCGCCAAGAGCCUCGAGAAUUCACCCGCGUAAAUGGCCGUCUACGUUACAGUGGAGUAAGUUUGGCACAAGAAACAAGGGUAGAAAUAAGAAACAACAUUAACUUAUUUCGCUUGCGCCUAUACUCCAGCUCCCUUGCGCUGAAAAUAUCUUUGUAUAGCAUAUUUCGGUGUAAAGAAGUUUAAACGCGUAUAUAAGUGAAAUAAAUUAGCUACAUUUCUCACUGUUGUUCUUACUUCAUACGUUGAGCUUAUUUCAUGUAUCGUAGACGAGUCUUAACGUGCAGCUACAGUUAACAAUCCUUUCGCGCCACCUUGGCACCGGAUAAAGGAAGCGGCGGUGCUUUGAAGCAAGCAAGUAAAUCAAGCGAAAAAGCUCGUGAUCGACUAACUCCAAUUUUUCGUCCCUAUAGAGGAUACUUUAAAGAGAUUAUCUCUUGUUACUCGAGAUAUUUUUAUCGGUGGGAGAGGCGGAGGAAGGUUUGCGCGUAUAAUUGCGAUUAGAUGAUUAGUCGGGCUGUAAUAAGCUUCGCUGAGUUAUUAUCAGUCGGCUCCCGUAGACAAUGUAUAUUACAGCCCUAUUUUGAUUUCGACGAAUCGUGAGAACCUGAAUAUCAAAGCAAUGUGCCUGUGUAUCGUAUAAGUGUAUCACUCACACCGGAACGCUCGUGUGCCCGAUCGAGGGGGCGAUCGAUCUUGCUCUCGGCUGGAAGUACUCGCUGGAACGGCGCUCCACACUAAGGACGAUUCAGGACAGUCGCGCGAGUGUCCUGUAAUUUCGUACCGUUGUUAAAACUCACCCUCGCGCAGUAGCUAAUCGCGUAAGAUAAAUUAAAAGAGACGAAGGAAAAAGAGAAAAAAAGAAGAAGUUUUCCGACAAAAUGGACCAGCAUCGGCGACUUUUUCAAGUACGACCUUUUAGACUAAUGAAGCGCGAGUUAUAGAGAGGCUUCGCGUUUUUAUCCUCGUAGCGACCCUUAAUUAGCGAGGUUUGCUUUCCUCGUACGCUUAUGUGAACGAAGAGUGAAAGGCAUCCAGAAAGAAUUGGAGCUUUGUUUUGUAUUCGGCUACGAUAGAUCUCUCCUAAAUAAACUGAAUUUGUAAGGUCAGUGUUUUGCGAUUAAGAUUAGAUUGUAACACUGUAGGAGUUAUUGGCUUCGGAAGUGAACUGUAUGAGCAAAACGUCUGUUCUUGUUAACUGAACUGAUGCAAUAAGUUAGAGCGAAAUAAAAUAUAUUUGUCUCGCUCUGGCUUGUUUUACCGGUGCGGUCGAGACGGUUCAGCUAAAAAGAACAGAUCUGAAGUGUUGUCGAAAUUGGUCCGCGGUAUCUCCCAAUUGAUUUUACGAUCAGCGACUCAAUGGCAAUUGAUUUUUACUAUCAAAUUAGAUUAAAUUAACGUAAAAGAAGAAGAGGAACGCGCGAACGGUGCGUAUUAAAUUGGACGAAGCUUGCGUUUUAUAAUCGGAAAGGUUGCAACGGCGCGAGAUCAGCCGCUGAUCGGGGAGGUAAGGAUACCGUUUUCGCGAUCCGCUUCAAGGAUCACGCGAUCCAUAGUCGCGAAUGCAUAAUAUAAAUCAGUAUAUGAGCUCGGCUGUGCGACAGCUCGUCAUGACUCGAGAACUGGUCCUAUCCUGCUCCAUUGCGUACGUGAAUCGACGCCGAAGGGAAUCGUCGAAAUCCCGUCAGCGCGCGCGCGCUUAUCACUUCGGCGACACCUUCAUGUCGCAUUAUCAUUUGGAUCCUUCAUCCUGACCAGCCUGCGAUCGCGCGGACGAGCUUCGCAACCGUUCCGUACGUGCGUCCCGUUACGAGCGCGCGCGCACGCACUCGUAAGAGAUACAACUAAGGAGGAUAAUGCACACGUGUAAUCGAGAAAGUGUAAUGCAUAGGUACACGCAUUAUAAUAAAAUAAUAUUGCAUAACAUACAUAACAAUUGUGAUCGUGAGAGUAUCUGUUACGAAUAAAUCAAUUACAAAUAAAUCAUGUGACUUUUUUCCAGCUACGUU